This is a messenger RNA of Fulvia fulva, 1533 nucleotides long. RefSeq names its product Acyl-CoA dehydrogenase apdG. NCBI's taxonomy places the organism in Eukaryota, Fungi, Ascomycota, Dothideomycetes, Mycosphaerellales, Mycosphaerellaceae. Bases 1 to 1533 code for a protein of 510 amino acids. Gene Ontology annotation, molecular function: flavin adenine dinucleotide binding; heme binding; acyl-CoA dehydrogenase activity. The transcript has 4 exons. The record is from RefSeq and is a predicted model, not a curated record.
AUGACCGGAACAUAUACCCGAGACGAGGUCAAGAAGCACACUGAAGAGGACGACAUCUGGUUCAUCAUUGACCACAAAGUAUACGAUGUCAGCGAUUUCGUCGACGCCCACCCUGGAGGUGAAGUCGUUCUUCGACAAGUAGCUGGGCAAGAUGCAACAGAAGCAUUCUACAAUCUCCACCGCCACGAAGUCCUCACCAACUACAAGAGCUUGCAAAUUGGCACAAUCCAGGGCGAGACCCCGGACGUCAUUACUCCACAGCCUGGUGACCUGUCAGAAGUCCCCUACGCGGAACCGAUAUGGCUCACGCCUCAAUUCUACACGCCCUACUACAACGACUCCCACCGCGCGCUCCGGAAAGAGGUCAGGAAGUUUGUGGAGGCGACCAUUAAGCCCGAGGCUAUCGAGAAGGAGAAAGAUGGCAAGCUCAUCAGCCAGGAGCUGAUUGACAAGAUGGCAGAGAACAACAUGCUUGCAUGUCGACUGGGACCUGGCAAGCACUUGCACAACCGAAAGCUAUUCGGUGGCGUUGUCGAUGGCAAGGAGUACGAUUACUUCCACGACUUGAUUGUCAGCCAGGAGAUGGUGCGAGCGAAUCAGCGUGGCUUCCAGGACGGAAAUAUGGCAGGCAUGACAAUCUCUUUGACGGCAGUACAUCAGUGGUGCAAGGACGACGAGCUUCGAGAAAGGAUCUCGCAGGAGGUCUUGUCUGGCAAGAAGAAGAUCUGUCUGGCUGUGACCGAAGCUUUCGCUGGAUCAGAUGUUGCUGGUCUCAGGACAACUGCAGAGGACAAGGGUGACCACUAUCUCGUCAAUGGCACGAAGAAAUGGAUCACCAACGGCGUCUUCUGUGACUACUUCGUGACGGGCUGCCGAACAGACAAAGGCUUCUCCGUACUCCUCAUCGAGCGCUCAGAAGAAGUCGACACCAAGCUCAUCAAGACCUCGUACUCCACUGCGGCUGGCACAACCUACAUCGAGUUCAACAACGUCAAGGUCCCCAAGCGCAACCUCCUAGGCCCAGAACACAAGGGCUUCGUCGUCAUCAUGUCCAACUUCAACCACGAACGCUGGAUGAUGUGCGGCAUGGUCGCCCGAUGGUCGCGCACAGCGCUGGAAGAGUGCAUGAAGUGGACACAUCAACGUAUAGUCUUCGGCAAGCCACUCAUCAACCAGCCAGUCAUUCGCGCGAAGCUCGCCAGAAUGAUCACACUUGUAGAAGCCCAGCAGGCUUGGACUGAGCAGAUCACGUACCAGAUGACCAAGCUGUCGUAUGAUGAGCAGGCGAAGUUGCUAUCUGGGCCGAUCGGAUUGUUGAAGAAUUUCUGCACAAGAUCUGCGAAUGAGAUUGCUGAGCAGGCUACAAACAUCUUCGGAGGAAGAGGUAUCACUCAGGGCGGCAUGGGUAGUGUCGUGGAGAUGUUCAACAGGACAAACAAGUUUGAUGCCAUCUUGGGUGGAACUGAGGAGAUUCUUGCGGAUCUUGGUGUGAGGCAGGCUAUGCGAUUCAUGCCGGCGGGCGCGAAGUUGUAG